This is a messenger RNA of Rubroshorea leprosula, 2345 nucleotides long. NCBI's taxonomy places the organism in Eukaryota, Viridiplantae, Streptophyta, Magnoliopsida, Malvales, Dipterocarpaceae. The record is from the annotation of a GenBank genome assembly.
GUUCCUGCGAAAGUCGGGCGGAGAAGAAAAUUUCAUAAUUUCACUUGCUGUGGUAGCUGGGAACGGCGCCUGUGAAGGUGACGACGGCGGUGGCGACGGAACGGUGAUCAGAUAUAUCUCUUGAAUACGUUAUAGAUAGAGCCGCAAACAGAUUUGAAACCACUUUCUGCAGAUUUUAGGGAAGUUAGGAAUAUUGGAGAUGGCAGCAUCAACUUCAUUGAAGGAGUAUCUGAAAAGAUAUGAGACUAAAGAUGAAGAAGAAGAAAAGAAAAAGAAAAAGAAGAAGAAGAAGAGUAAACCAGGGUUAGGAGGCACUAGUGUUUUAGUUGUUGAUGAGGAUCCCAUCUGGCAGAAAUCUGUAAAUCUCGAUGAAGAGGAGGAAAAUGAUUCUCCUGAUGAGAAGCCAGUGGUGGAUGAAGACAUUGAAGUUAAGAGACUGAGGAGGCUGGAACAGAUAAAAAUGAGGAGGGCGUAUAAUGCUAUUGCUGAGGAUGGCAGUGGAUGGGUUUCACUGUCUCCUAAGCAUGCAAGUUCUGUCAAUCCAAAUUCUGAUAUUUCCCCUGCCCCCCAUAGGCAGAGGACACGCAAUGACACGCCUUCACCCGAGCGUGAACGGAUUCAUGUGGAUUCUGCAAGAGAAGAUGUGAUUUUGCCAACUCUGAGAGAUGAGAAUUCUGCUGGCUUGAAUUCUGAUAUGUCACCACCAAGGAAACGACAGUCUCGUAUGGAUACACCUUCACCAGAGCCUGGUAUUAGGCGAAAGCUAGUCAGAGAAGAUACUGAUUUGUCACCACCACGAAAACAGAGGGCUAGAAAUGACACACCUUCACCAGAGCUCAGAGUUAAUACAAAGCCAACUAGAAAAGAUACUGAUUUGUCACCACCAAGGAAACAGAGGGCUCAUAAUGGCACACCUUCACCAGAGCCAAGAGUUAAGCCAAAGGCAUCUAGAGAAGGUAUGGAUUUGUCACCACCAAGGAAACGGAGAGUUCGUAAUGACACUCCUUCUCCGGAGCCAAGAGUUAAGCCAAAGGCAUCUAGAGAAGCUACUGAUUUGUCACCACCACGAAAACGGAGGGCUAGGAAUGACAACCCUUCACAAGAACCUGUUCUCAAGCCUGUUAGAGAAGAUUCUGAUUUGUCGCCUCCACGGCAGAGGCAGAGUCACCACAAUGCUUCAUCACCUGGGCCUGAUAUGUCUCCACCUAGACGAUCUCGUCCUCAAACAUCAGAGAACUUUCAAAGGAAAAAACCAGAUUCAGCUUUUUCCCCUGAUUUAGAUCUUUCCCCUCCAAGGAGAAAUAUCAAGGAUUCUAGGAAACCUGGAUCACCUGAUAUUACUCAACGCACGCAUAGGCAUCCUGAUAAAAACGUUUCAUCCAAUGCAAAUGUUGACCUUUCUCCACCAAGGAAAGACCGGAAGGAACCAAAGGAGCGACCAAAAACUGGAUUAAUUUCUGGCAGUGAAAUACGAGAAGAAAUUUCUAAAACCAAGAAGGAUGAUUGGAGAAGGUUCAAGGAAAUGGAUCCAUCUGUAAGUGGACGAGGUGCUGAAGCAGUAUAUCGUGACAAGAUAACAGGGGAACGCAUAACAAAGGAAGAGUUUCGAAAAUCCCAACAGAAAGUGGAAGAGAAGCCUAAGGAGAAGGAGUUAGAAUGGGGCAAAGGUUUGGCUCAAAAGCGGGAAGCUGAAGCUAGGCUGCAAGAAUUAGAAUUUGAGAAGGACAAACCAUUUUCUCGAACCAGGGAUGACCCAGAACUUGAAAAAAUGUUGAAGGAUAGGGUGAGAUGGGGUGAUCCUAUGGCACAUUUGGUGAAGAAGAAGCAUUCUGAGCAGCAUGAUCUUAGAGACCUGGGGGAUAGUGAGAAAAUGAAGGAAUCAGGAUUUGUAAUCCCUCAAGACAUUCCUAGUCAUAGUUGGAUAAAAAGAGGAUUAGAUGCUGCACCAAAUCGAUAUGGUAUAAGACCAGGAAGACAUUGGGAUGGAGUUGAUCGCAGUAAUGGAUUUGAAAAGAAAAUGUUCAAGAGAUCGAACGAGAAACAAGCUACACAAAAGGAAGCUUAUCUUUGGUCAGUCUCUGAUAUGUGACUUGAACAAUGGUGUCCUUGUUUGAGUAACAUGGGUCACUACCUGGAGGUUGAAAUUGGCAAUUAAUUUGGUGUUGUUAAAGUGUUGAAAAUAUUCAUUUUGUAAUCCAAUUACCCUCCAAGGUGGGGAAAAAGAAGAAGAAGAAGAAGAAGAAAGUUUUGCUUGGUUUUCUUAAAACUUAGAAAGGCUUUAGCCUUAUCCUAUUAAUUGUAUUCAACAUACAUAUUGCAAGUUUGAAUGAAUCGAUGAAGUGUAA